UCUCUCUCUCGAACAAUGGCCCACAGACUAUAAGAAAAAAGCACUAAAGAAAAAUUCCAUUCCCACCAUAUGAAACGCCGGCGAAACAUUGUCACAAUAAUUUCUCGCCUCUUGCUAUACGAGCUGGGAGAACAGGAUGUUCCUUAACAAGCUCCACAUUAGCUGCCUCUUCUUCUUCUUGACCCUCCUCUUCCCUCACAGCACCAAGCAAUCAGCCAAAGCUGCCUCCUUUAUCUACUCAGGCUGCUCUCCGUCCAAAUAUGACCCCAACGGCCCCUUCCAGAACAACCUCACCCCGCUCCUCACCUCCAUCGUGUCCGGCGCCGCGCAGGCCUCCUACAACAGCUACAAGUCAGGCGACGACUCCAGCGGCGCGGCCGCCUACGGCCUCUACCAGUGCCGCAACGACCUGAGCUCCGAUGACUGCUCCAACUGCGUGCAGAGCGCGGUCAGCCAGCUCAACCUGGUCUGCGCCGACUCCCUCGCGGCCUCGCUGCAGCUGGAAGGCUGCUUCGUGCGGUACAGCAACGAGGACUUCCUGGGGAAGUCGGACACCACCAUGACAUACCGCAAGUGCAGCACGAGCAGGAGCGACGACGCGGAGUUCUUCCGGCGGCGGGAUGACGUGCUGGCCGACCUCCAGAACGGGGUGAGCUACCGGACGAGCAGCUCCGGCACGGUGCAGGGUUACGCGCAGUGCCUGGGCGAUCUGGGCGCCGCCGACUGCUCUGCGUGCCUGGCGCAGGCGGUGGGGCAGCUGAAGAAUGCGUGCGGGUCGGCGCUCGCGGCCGACGUCUACUUGGCUCAGUGCUACGCCAGAUACUGGGCUUCCGGCCACUACUUCCGGUCCUCCGCAGAUUACUCGGAUGAUGACAUCGGAAGGACUGUGGCUAUCAUUGUCGGCAUCUUGGCAGGAUUGGCUCUCAUUGUAGUUUUCAUUUCUUUUCUCAGGAAAACAUGCUAGCCACCAUCUGACCUUUCUCGGCGGGACACAAGUGGGGGUGUGUUCUACAGACAGCCACCCGAAAGAGACGGAGAGGACGCGCUUCCAACUGAUGUAAGCAAAAGACUUGAUCUUUCCAGCAAAUCAACAAAAGAGGAGUCGUUCAUUUGUAUUCUGCUAUUAACUGAGAACAUGGAAUUGAUCUUCAACCAGAACGCAUCAACGCUACAUAUAAUUUCUCCGUUUCCAGGAAAUUUA
This is a messenger RNA of Musa acuminata subsp. malaccensis (wild Malaysian banana), 1201 nucleotides long. Its product is annotated as plasmodesmata-located protein 8. Lineage: Eukaryota; Viridiplantae; Streptophyta; Magnoliopsida; Zingiberales; Musaceae. Gene Ontology annotation, cellular component: plasmodesma. The record is from RefSeq and is a predicted model, not a curated record.